Elgaria multicarinata webbii is the source of this 5453-nucleotide messenger RNA. RefSeq names its product zinc and ring finger 2 (gene ZNRF2). The record is from RefSeq and is a predicted model, not a curated record. Gene Ontology annotation, biological process: protein K48-linked ubiquitination; proteasome-mediated ubiquitin-dependent protein catabolic process. Gene Ontology annotation, molecular function: ubiquitin protein ligase activity. The transcript is spliced from 5 exons. Gene Ontology annotation, cellular component: intracellular membrane-bounded organelle; membrane; cytoplasm. Lineage: Eukaryota; Metazoa; Chordata; Lepidosauria; Squamata; Anguidae. Bases 539 to 1261 code for a protein of 240 amino acids.
CGGCGCAGAGGUGCCGCCCCCUCGCCUCACACUUGAGUGAGCGCGGGGGAACCGGGCCGGAGUGAGGAAGCGGCCUCUCAGGCGGGUGGCCGCCACCGUCGUCGUUGCUGCCGCGACUUUUCUUCGGCCGGCCAGGACUGGGGGGACGGGGAGCAGGAUGGCGGAAACGGCGGGGCUGAGCCCUCGGGCAAAGGCUGCUGCAGAGGCGGCGGCAGCGGCAGCAGCAGCAGCAACGCCUCCCCCCACAGCGGCGGUAGCUGCCGGAGCUUGCCCCGUCGCUGCUUCUGUCGUUGUUUCGAGGGUCUCGCCGCGGUGGAAGCUGCACCGCCGCAGCCCCGGGGCCGCCAGCUGAACCACCGCUCCCUCCCCUCUCGGGACUCGUACUGGAAGGACCAGCGGGCGUUUCGCUCUCUCCUACUCCGCCCCGCCGGCGGGUUCCACUGAGGGUAGCGGCGGAGCCUGAGAGGAACCACAGCAGGGGGAGGAGGAGGAGGAAGAAGAAGAAAAAAGAGGCGGCGGCGGAGGAGGAGAAAGGGCCAUGGGUGCUAAACAGAGCGGGCCGGCCGCCGCUAAUGGCCGAACCCGGGCUUAUUCUGGCGGGGACUUACCUUCCAGCAGUAGCGGCGCUAACGGGACUGGCGGGCGGCCGAUAGGCGGAGGAGGAGCAGGAAGGUACACGCACCUGGCGCCGGGAGCGCACCACGCGGCCCCCGGGGGCUCGGCGAGUGGGGCGGCGGCGGCGGCUCCCCCUGUGGCAGCGCCCAGGAGCAGGUCUCUGGGUGGGCCGGCCGCCUCCGGGACUCGAGCCGCGCAUUCUGCCUUCAACAUCCCCAACAGCAGCGGCCUCUAUGGCUCCCAGGAUUCGGUCAACAGCACCCCUGAGGAAGGGGGACGGGCCGCGGCGGGAGGCGGCGGCGCAGGAGGACACGGUGGGGGCAGCGGCGGACCCCGGCUAGUUAUCGGCUCGCUGCCCGCUCACCUUUCGCCUCACCUGUUCGGAGGAUUCAAGUGCCCUGUUUGUUCCAAGUUUGUAUCUUCUGAUGAAAUGGAUUUACAUCUUGUGAUGUGCUUGACAAAACCAAGGAUAACCUACAAUGAGGAUGUGCUGAGUAAAGAUGCUGGGGAGUGUGCAAUAUGCCUGGAAGAGCUGCAGCAAGGGGAUACAAUAGCACGAUUACCUUGUCUAUGCAUAUAUCAUAAAGGAUGCAUAGAUGAAUGGUUUGAAGUAAACAGAUCUUGUCCAGAGCAUCCCUCAGAUUAAUGGCAGAAGUUCCUGUUUUUGAUGUCUCUUACACUGAUCAUGAAAUGUAAAGGAUUUGGCGUUCCGUCUUCAGAAGCUAAUAUGAAAGUGGACCUGUGUUCAUUUUGGACUGGGAAAGAAAACAGAUGGAACACAGCAUGGGACAAAUAAUGUGAAGUUGGAAGCUCAGUGUACCAAACAAUCACCUAAAGGAGACACAGGGAUUCUGAAAAUGCUGCACAUCUUGGAAAAAUCCUCUUCUCACAGACUUUAUGGAAACUAUUUUGUAUCUACAGGCCAAAGUUACUUUCAGUUUAAUUUUUUUUAAGCUGUGUACAGAAGCAGGAUGAAUUCACAUCCUUCCUUGAAUGGAAGCUGUGCGCUCUAGAUCACUCUGGGACAUUAUACAAGGAAGAUGCCAUUCUUGGGUUGGAAUCCCCUCCACCCCUUCACCCCAUGGGCUGCGGGGGAUACAGGCAAACUAUGAAGUACAGUCAAACAUUGUGAACUAACUCAUGAAAUUCCCCCACUCUAUAUGCUGUUCACAUUUUUUUUCUGUGAAAGAAUGCAACAUUCCUUGAUUUAGGAAUUUUUUGUAAGUGAAGCUUUGUCAGAGUGCAGCCCAAAGAGCAAAACGUAAUCAAGGCUGAUUGUUAAUUGACGUUGUUGAUCAGGCUAUAGAGUUAUUGAAAUCCGCAUACUGUGUUCAUUUCUGUAUAAGUAUACUAAAAUUCACUUUUACUGCUUGUGGGUAUCAAUGCAGCAACCUUCUUUUAAAAAGAGCAUAAUCUAGCAGCUAUGCAAUAUAUUUUUAAAAACAAAAUUAUAGGGAAAUGAGAAUUACCAUCUCUCGAACUGCUGCCAGUUAAGGUAAUUUAACGGGUAUUUUUUAAAAUGUUUCAGGUAGUUGUUUUCUUGUACUACUUCAAUCUCUAGGCUGCCCCUCUCCAGCUGAGUAGUCACAAAUGCGGGCAAAUGUUUCAUGGGGAUGGGACCUGGAUUGACUUUUUUGUGUGCUUUUCCUUUUUUUAUUGAUGGUUGUUUCAAUGGCAGGUCAUAGCAGAUCAUAGUAAUUUGCAUCUGAUGCCAUUGGUCAGUCUUUUGAUGGUGGCUAUAAUUCAAUGCCUGGUUAUUAUUCAUACUUCUUCUCAUUGAUAUAAAUGGGCUUAAGCAUACAUAACUUCAGGCAUAGAGUUGAAGGAAGCACCUAUAUUAUUGAACCAAUAAUAUUUUACUACACAAAUGUGGCUUACCAUAAAUUGUAAACUUAGGUGUCUUGGGUAGGGUAGAGAAGAGGCUCACUAAGUAAAACUGUGAGUUAUUAAUAAUAUAUUUGUUUCCACACAAAAAAGAGGGACCUGUUAUGGAAGCGAUUAAAGUAUUUUGUGAAGUUUGUAAUUAGAUGAAAAAGUGUUGAAUAAAGGUGGCGGAAACUUUUAACAUGUUUAAAUAGCAAAAAUUACAUGUGUACCACAUUAUUUCAUUCUUCUUAAGGAUUUAAUUCUGCUUCUCUUAUGACCAUUUUUCUAAAAAACAAACAAAUCUUAUCUCUGUUAAUUUGCAAAACCGCAGCUGUUACCUUACACAUAAAUGCAUAUGUGUUGCACACUUGAUACCUUGCUACUUAUCCACCUCUCAAAAAACACAAACUCUUAAGUGUACAAUCCACUGAUAAUGUCUUAUCUAAUGUAGAUAUGUACUCUGUGCCGUAGCCAGCAAUCGCUGCUGACUUCUGAAAAAGGAGAAGUAGACACUUGCUGUAUUAUUAUGAUCAGAUUCAACAUGCUGUAAUAGACGUUGGACAAGCAAAGAAUUUCCAAUCCUGUGUUUAUCCCCAGCGCAGCAUGAUGAUUUGCAGAGGAGGGAUUUUGAGCAGGAGAGGAGUGCUUGACCCUUUCCCCACGGAAAGGGACAGGUUUUUUUCCAUGGCUUCAAAAUUUCUAGAAAUGUUACUUCUUUACUCCCCCUCUAAAGCUUUUUUGUUGUUAUUGGGGAAAUCUGGUCUCCGCGUCAAGCUCAAGAAAAACCAGCCAGAGAAGACUGCAAGAGAAAAGCAAUGGAUGAGGAAAGGUCCCACUUCUUCAUCCCCCCUCCUCCGACUUCUGCUGUAUCUGCCCUGCAAAUGUCACCCCCACCCCAUUUUACACAAUGGAAGCAUCUGUGUUGUCUGCCAAAAAAAAAAAUCCUUCUGUGAUUUGAAAGGAAGCAAUACUGUAGUUUCUGAUAGGUUUUUUGAAAAAGUAUUUUGAAGAAGGGGAAUGAAUAAAGAAUGGUAUGAAGUUUUAUUAGCCUGGAGGCAGCUUCAGCAGCAGUUUGCUCUCUUUGCCUCGUCUUUCAAAUUCUCUUAUCCUCUGACAGUAAAGCCUUGCAUUAACAUUGGCUUUAAAUUUUUCCGCCGUAGCCUGGAACAGCAAUGCAUCAUACUAUUCAGGGACAUUCACUCCUUGAACUUAAAUCAGAGCCUCAGCUUCAGUGGCUGGGAUUCAAUGGUUUUUCAAGGAGCAGUAGUGCUAGUAUCAGACACUGAGGUUGGGACAAUCUAAGUCAAGAGUGGGGAACUUUUUCGUUUUGUUUUGCCCUGAGGGUUACAUUAGCACCCUGGAAGCAUGUCAGGGUCCCCGUGCCAGCAGCAAGUGUGGUCACAGCCCCAAGUGGGCUGAGGCCGUCUACCCUCUCACACACGUCUACCAUGAACCCCUUCCCCCCUUCAUAUGUUUUAAUGUGAUUUUAGAUUGUAAGCUUCUAGGCAGGGUAUUGCUGUUUUAUUUGUAUAUUUUGUACAGCACCAAGUACAUUGUUGGUGCUAUAUAAAUAAAUAAAUAAUACCAUUCACACACACAAACACAUGCAGUCCAUUCAUACAUGCACCCACCCCUUGCAUUCUUAUACACACCUUCCUGUACAUGGAGAAAAAAGGGGCAGCCCCUCUCUUCAUGCCCAGAAAGGCAUUUAAGCACUGUGUCCAUGGAGGAACAAGCUGGGUCUCUUCUUCCAUGUCUAGAUCACUCUGUUUUCUCUGUGCACAGAGAAACAAACCACCCUUUUCUCUGCACACAGUGAAAACAGUGUUUUGACCUAUAAACAGUGAUUUGACCUAUAAAAUCCCCAUGCCUGAUCUAAGCAAACCAUUCGUUCACCAACUUCUCAGGCUUCACCUUUUCUAAAGUCCUAUUCAUACAUUUUACAUAAAUGCCUAAAAAAUGUAAAGUGACAUUCAUGUAUCAUACAGGAGCUCUUAUGAAAAAGAGUGUAUAAAUAUAUCUAAGAAUAUAUCGCUGAUCUAGGAUUGGCGGCAGCUCUGUACAUGCAGUGGCGAACUGUAGGGACUUUUCAGACAGGUCUUUUUCCUUGUGUCCAUCAAUUCAAAAGUCCUUCAAGGAACUGGGAAAUGCUCCCUUGUUCAUUUGAGCUAUCCGAAGCUUUUAUUUCAUUCUAUUCAAUCUCCUCGCAAAACAGAUGGAUCCAGUAAAGAAUGUUUUAAAAACCCAGAAACCAAUUUCUGCUGUCCUUCUCCCCCUGCCACGCCCACCCCCCAAGCCCUGUAAUGUGUUUCUUUAGCUGUUUUGAGCCAGAAUGGGAUUUUCCUGACAUGACACUGCAUUUUGCUUUCUGAUGCAGACAUGCUGGUAUGGAAAGUCCCCACUUCACCAUUGCCAAUGAGUUAAUCUCAGUGCUGAUCUUGUUGAUAGCAUAAGUUGCUAUUUAUACUUCUUUGUCUUAGACUUUAAGCUUCAAAUCUCUUUCCUCUUUACUUCCUCCUAAGCCAGCACUCUCUACAGUCUGAGCUUUAUUCUUCUCUGCCUCUUUUUUUUUUGAGCAACUCUCUUAAUGACCUCAAUUAGCAGUUCAUUGCAUAGACCUCUGCCAGUUGAGGAGGCUUUUCUGUCAUUUUUGCCAUUUUCACGCUGACCACUUCCUUGUACCCAGUAGGGGUGGCUUUCCUCGGAUGACUCUGACUUUCUGAUCCAGCCCUACGUAGCAAAGCUCAGAAGCUCAAAACUGUAUCUGGAUUCUUUAUUCAGUACAGUAUUUGCACUGUGUUCUGCUGGAUAUAUUAAAAAGACAGAUGUGUAUUGUUCUAAAUUAGCUCCGGGAUGAGGCCAAGUUGUGGUUGCAGUCCAGAAAUGGAACAAUAAAAGUCGUUACUCUUAAAAAAUUCUGAGGAUGCUGGAAGGCAUUUUCUAGAAGGGCCUUGUUGUGUUUAGUGCAGAGG